Molecule: messenger RNA, 1661 nt
Organism: Talpa occidentalis (Iberian mole)
Lineage: Eukaryota; Metazoa; Chordata; Mammalia; Eulipotyphla; Talpidae
Gene: NT5C3A
Product: 5'-nucleotidase, cytosolic IIIA
Exons: 9
Coding region: 65-1060 (331 amino acids)
Cellular component (GO): cytoplasm
Molecular function (GO): 5'-nucleotidase activity; magnesium ion binding
Source: RefSeq, a predicted model, not a curated record
CGGAGGCCCCGCAGCCUCCCAGCGGCCUCUCGCUUCUGACCCGGAGGCGCGCGCGGCUCUGUCCAUGGAUCGCGCGGCGGUGGCCAGGGUGGGCGCGGUGGCGAGCGCCAGCGUGUGCGCCCUGGUUGCGGGGGUGGUGCUGGCUCAGUACAUAUUCACCUUGAAAAGGAAGACGGGGCGGAAGACCAAGAUCAUCGAGAUGAUGCCAGAAUUCCAGAAGAGUUCAGUUCGCAUGAAGAACCCUACAAGAGUAGAAGAAAUUAUCUGUGGUCUCAUUAAAGGAGGAGCUGCCAAACUUCAGAUAAUAACAGACUUUGAUAUGACACUGAGUAGAUUUUCCUAUAAUGGAAACAGAUGCCCAACAUGUCAUAAUGUCAUUGACAACUGUAGGCUGAUUUCAGAUGAAUGUCGACAAAAGUUACUGCAACUAAAGGAAAAAUAUUAUGCAAUUGAAAUUGAUCCUAAUCUUACUGUAGAAGAGAAGUAUCCUUAUAUGGUUGAAUGGUAUUCUAAAUCACAUAGCUUGCUUGUUGAACAGGCUAUACCAAAAGCUAGACUUAGAGAAAUUGUGGCAGAAUCUGACAUUAUGCUCAAGGAAGGAUACGAGAAUUUCUUCGAUAAACUCCACAAGUACAAUAUCCCUAUGUUCAUAUUUUCGGCUGGAAUUGGUGAUGUACUCGAGGAGGUUAUCAGGCAAGCUGGUGUUUAUCAUCCAAAUGUCAAAGUAGUGUCCAACUUCAUGGAUUUUGAUGACAGUGGGGUGCUCAAAGGAUUUAAAGGAGAACUAAUUCAUGUAUUUAACAAACAUGAUGGUGCCUUGAAGAACACAGACUAUUUCAAUCAACUAAAAGACAACAGCAACAUAAUUCUACUUGGAGACUCCCAAGGAGACUUAAGAAUGGCAGAUGGGGUGACCAAUGUUGAACACAUUCUGAAAAUUGGGUAUCUAAAUGAUAGAGUGGAUGAGCUUUUAGACAAGUACCUGGACUCUUACGAUGUUGUUUUGGUAAAGGAGGACUCUUUGGAGGUAGCCAACUCUGUCUUACAGAAGAUUCUGUAAAGAAGUAUUCUUGGACAAGACCUCUCCUGUGUGUACGUUUUAUGCAAGAGCUGCUCAUCUGUUCAUCUGCUGAAAAACUUUUAUUUAUAAUAUAUUCUAGCUCUUGAAGUUUUUCCUUUCCAUUGCUGAAGUAUAUUUUCAGACAAGCUGAAUCCAUCAACUGGAAACUCCGUUUUCUCCACCUCUCUCAACACACUCCUCACCGUAUUUUUUUAACAGAUUUAAAAAAAAAAAGGUCAUUAAACCAAAAUUUGAAAAAUAACUCCCUACAUUUUCAAAGUGAAUUUCAUAGUUUGUUACUGGGAAGAUUUUGAGGAGUCUUUUUACACUGAGAAAGCUUAUAGAGGUUUAAGAAGUUUUAUGAAAUGGUAAAAUGACAUGGUUUUAAGUACUGUCAUUUUUCUAAUUUGGGUGCAUGAUGCUGAUGGCAUCACAGUCUUUUGAAGUGUGUUAUGUUUGGUUAUUUUGUUUGGUGUGAAAAUCACUAUUUAACAGAAAAUAUUGGCACUUGGUGUUUGAAAAUUGGUAUCCACGUUCACUAAUCAUAAAAUGUUCUGUGUUGAAGCACUGAUAAUAAACAUGAAAUGAAAAACUUUUUUAA